Messenger RNA from Maylandia zebra (zebra mbuna), 882 nucleotides. Its product is annotated as trace amine-associated receptor 1-like. Gene Ontology annotation, molecular function: trace-amine receptor activity. Gene Ontology annotation, biological process: G protein-coupled receptor signaling pathway. Gene Ontology annotation, cellular component: membrane. NCBI's taxonomy places the organism in Eukaryota, Metazoa, Chordata, Actinopteri, Cichliformes, Cichlidae. The record is from RefSeq and is a predicted model, not a curated record.
AUGUGUGUAUUCUUGUAUGCAUUCCUUGCAUUAUUGUCUGUUAUAACAAUAUGUGGAAAUCUCCUUGUAAUAAUUUCUGUGAUUUACUUCAAACAGCUCCAUACUCCUACUAAUUCUCUCAUCCUCUCUCUUGCUGUGGCUGACCUGCUCGUUGGGAUUAUAGCAUUUCCUCUCAGCAUGGCAUUCUCUCUCAGCUCAUGUCUUUAUCAUGAGGGUUUGUUUUGCAAAGUGCGAGGGACCUUUGAUAUUUCACUGAGCACAUGUUCCAUCCUGAACCUCUGCUGUAUUUCUAUUGACAGAUACCAUGCUGUUUGCCAGCCUCUGACAUAUCAAACUAAAAUCAGCCAUCGUGUUGUUGUGUUCAUGAUCAUGAUGAGCUGGGGGGUUUCUGGGAUAAUUGGAAUUAGUGUCACCAUUGCUGGAUUUAAUAAUGAAAAAUGUGAGGAAUCAUGUUUGAUUGACAUUCUAAUGGAAAGCACUGUUGGACCCAUGUUAUCAUUUUACCUGCCAGUGACCAUAAUGCUUUGUAUCUACCUAAAGAUUUUCUUUGUUGCUUUGAGGCAAGCAAGAAGCAUCCAGAACACAAAGUGUGGACAAACUGCCAGUAUCAAGGAGAGAAAGGCGACCAAAACUCUGGCUAUUGUUUUGGGAGUUUUUAUAUUUUGCUGGAGUCCUUGUUUUCUUUGCAUCACAUUCCCCCCAUUUACCAGUGAUUCUGUACCAGUUCCUGUAAUUGAAACUCUUAACUGGCUUACAUUGGCAAAUUCAAUGCUAAAUCCAUUUAUUUAUGCUUUCUUUUAUAGCUGGUUCAGGUCAGCCAUCAGAAUGAUUAUUUGUGGGAAAAUAUUCCAAGGGGAUUUUACCAACACAAAUAUGACUUGA